GUUGGCAUUACGUACUUAAUGCCAUAUUCAUACUUAUAUUCAUAAACCCAGUCUCAGACAUAGUACGACUGGUGGAUUCGUGAUGUAUCUAAUGAAUAACCGGAAGCGCUCGUCUCUGAGAUCUCAGGCACUUCGCUCUCUUUGAUCAGUCUCUGCGAUUGUUUUUUUGUUCUUCUCGCAGGAAAUCCCUUGGAGUUUACUUUCUUGGUUAAAUUUGCCCACACUGUCCGUUUUCCUCCACCUUGUUUCACUGCAUCAAGUUUUGCUCCUGUGCGCUGGGGAUUCAUUCAUUUACCAGCAAUUCGGAUUUCUGUUGGAAGAUGUUGUUUCUCAUGCAGACGUGUAGAGAAUCACUCUGAAGGCUCAGGAUGAGAAAAUGGCGCAUUCGUUUACUCCACCAGGACCUAAAAGUUUCCAUAAGUUCACCCGUGAAUCUCUUAAGGCCAUCGAGAGCCGGAUCGCUGAGGAGAACUCCAGAAAGUCCAAGGACAAGCAUGAGAGAAAUAAAAACGACGAAUGCAGGAGGAAACCCAACAGUGGCCUGGAGGCCGGGAAAAAUCUGCCCUUCAUAUACGGAGACGUUCCCAGAGGAUUGGUGUCCACACCACUGGAGGACCUGGACCAGUUCUACAGCAGUCAGGCAACUUUUAUAGUAGUGAACAAAAAAAAGACAAUCAGUCGUUUCAACGCCGCUCCUGCCUUGUACAUCUUCAGUCCCUUCAACCCUCUGAGGAGAAUAUCAAUUAAGAUUUUGGUGCAUUCAUUGUUCAGUAUAUUUAUAAUGUUCACUAUCCUGGCAAACUGCACUUUCAUGGUGUACUCACAGCCUCCAGACUGGGCCAAGAAUGUAGAAUAUGCCUUCACUGGGAUAUACACCUUUGAAGCGCUCAUAAAGAUCAUCGCCAGGGGAUUCUGUGUGGGACAGUUUACGUUCCUCAGAGACCCGUGGAACUGGUUGGAUUUUAUGGUUAUAGUCAUGGCAUAUUUAACAGAGUUUGUGGAUCUGGGUAAUGUGUCCGCCCUGCGAGCGUUCAGAGUUCUUCGCGCCCUGAAAACUAUAUCAGUCAUCCCAGGGCUGAAAACAAUCGUUCGAGCUCUGAUCCAGUCAGUGAAGAAGCUGUCAGAUGUGAUGAUCUUGACUCUUUUUUGCCUAAGCGUCUUUGCUUUGGUCGGACUGCAGCUAUUCAUGGGAGUUCUUAAACACAAAUGUGUGCUCCAGUCAUCCAAUCAGAACUUUACUGAUUAUAUGGUUAAGAAUGCAACGAGGUGUUACGAAAUACCUGACUGCAUGGAAUACAUUACAAAUCGAAGUAACCAUUAUAUCCCAACGGGAAAGAAAGAUGCUCUGAUCUGUGGGAAAAGUAGUGAUGCUGGGCAGUGUCCAGAAAAUUUUGUCUGUGUAAAAGUAGGUCCCAAUCCAGAUUAUGGUUACACAAGCUUUGAUUCCUUUGGCUGGGCCUUCCUUUCCUUAUUCAGACUGAUGACUCAAGACUACUGGGAGAAUCUUUACCAACAGACACUUCGGGCCGCAGGAAAAACCUACAUGAUUUUUUUCGUGCUGGUCAUUUUUUUGGGAUCGUUCUACCUGGUGAAUCUGAUCCUGGCUGUGGUUGCCAUGGCAUAUGAAGAACAAAAUCAAGCCACUAUGGAUGAGGCUUUGAAGAAAGAGGAGGAGUUUAAUGCCAUGAUCCAGCAGCUGAUGAGACAGGAGGAGGAAGCUCAGGCUGAGACAGAAGCAUGUGAUGGGCUCAGUGGAGAAAAGACGGACUCUUCCUCGGACACUUCCAAACUCAGUUCCAAAAGUGCCAAAGAAAGACGCAACCGCAGGAAAAAGAGACAGCGUCAGGGGGAAGGCGAGAAAGAAGAAGAUUCGAACAGGGAGAGAAAUUAUAGAAAGGCCAGCUUCCGUUUGACAUCUGAUGGAAAAAUCAAGAGCACACGUGAAAGGACCUACACGUCUCCACAUCAGUCCCCCCUGAGUUUUCAGGGUUCAAUCCUCAGCCCACGUCGAGACAGCAAAGGUAGCAUCUUCAACUUCCGCAGGCGUGUGAAUUCAGAAAACAACUAUGCUGACGACGAGCAGAGCAUGUGUGAGGAGACGGGCAGCCGGAGAGACUCUCUAUUUCUACCCUCUCGAUCCGAGCGGCUUUACAGCACUCUUAGCAAAAGCAGUCUGACGCCGCGUAUACUGUUGCCGUCCAAUGGAAAAGUACGGUACGUGGUUGACAGCAAUGGCAUGGUGAUAGUGUCAGGCGGAGCGUCUUCACCCAACUCGCCCUCCGGAAUACUGACGCCGGAGGUGUCCAGAAAAAGAGCCACGUUUGACGACACUUGUUAUGACACAGAUGAAGAGCGACGCCGAUCUGGUUCAAGGACCUUUUCAAAGGGUUUUCUAUAUGACCAGUCUGCGAGACAGAGAGCUUUGAGCAUCGCAAGUGUCAGCAACAACCCUACUGACUCGUCGGAGAUCUUGAAACAGAAGUGUAUGGAGUGCUGGAUCAAUUUUGCUGAGAAUUAUCUGAUCUGGGAUUGCAGUCCCACAUGGCUGAAGAUAAAGAAAACUGUCCACAUGGUUGUGAUGGACCCCUUCGCAGAUCUGUUUAUCACCAUUUGCAUAGUGAUAAACACAGUAUUCAUGGCCAUGGAGUAUUAUCCCAUGAAAAAUGAAUAUGUUUACAUGCUUUCAACUGCCAAUGUGGUUUUCAUAGGGAUCUUUGCAGCGGAAAUGAUAUUCAAGAUUGUUGCAUUGGACCCGUACACUUACUUUCAGGAAGGAUGGAAUAUCUUUGACAGCAUCAUAGUCACACUGAGUCUGCUGGAACUUUGUUUGACAAAUGUGGUGUCUGGAAUCGGUUUUCUUAGGCCAUUCAGACUGCUGAGAGUCUUCAAACUAGCUAAGUCCUGGCCGACUCUGAACAUGCUAAUCAAGAUCAUUGGCAACUCACUAGGUGCCUUGAGCAACCUGACGCUUGUGCUGGCCAUCAUCGUCUUCAUCUUCGCUGUGGUUGGCAUGCAACUGUUCGGGAAGAACUACCGUGACUGUGUGUGUAAGAUUUCUGAGGACUGCACGCUUCCUCGCUGGCACAUGUACGAUUUCUUCCACUCGUUCCUCAUUGUCUUCAGGGUUUUGUGUGGAGAGUGGAUCGAGACCAUGUGGGACUGCAUGGAAGUGUCGGGACAGCCAUUGUGCUUAAUUGUGUUCAUGAUGGUCAUGGUCAUUGGAAAUCUGGUGGUUCUGAACCUGUUCCUCGCUCUGCUGCUCAGCUCAUUCAGUGCUGACAACCUUGCAGCCCCCGAAGACGAGGUCGAAAAGAACAACCUGCAGAUAGCAGUUGGCCGAAUCAAGAAAGGUUUUGCUUUAUUUAAGGCCUGCCUUCAGAAUUUCUUCCGGAGCGGCUGUUUAAGGAGGAAGCCAAAAAAGAAAACCAUAGAUGGGAACACUAUUGGGAGAAACUGCAAGGGAAUAAAUGACAACUCCAACCACACCACACUAGAGCUGGUUAAAGGCACUGGAGAUACGAACAUGGAUAGUGACACUGAGAAUUAUAUCAGCAAUCCAAGCUUGGUCGUCAGUGUCCCGAUCGCUGAUGAAGAGUCUGAUUUUCAGUGCCUCAACACUGAGGAUUUCAGUAGCUUUUCUUUAGACCUAGAGGACAAAGAGAAGCUGUCUAACGUGGCUCCCAGCUCUUCAGAGGGCAGCACGGUGGACCUCAGACACUUCGGUAAAGAUGGAGAAGAAGCUUUGGACUUUGAACUUGAAGAAUCUACAGAUCCAGAUGCCUGUUUCACACCAGGGUGUGUCCAAAAGUUCCCGUGCUGCCAGGUGGAUGUUGAAAAGGGCAUGUGGAAAAAAUGGUGGCUGCUGAGACAGACCUGCUAUAACAUAGUGGAGCACAGCUGGUUUGAGAGCUUCAUCAUCUUCAUGAUUCUGCUUAGCAGCGGUGCUCUGGCAUUUGAGGACAUUUACCUUGAAACAAGGAAAACCGUAAAGACCAUGCUGGAAUUUGCUGACAAAGUUUUCACCUACAUCUUCAUUCUUGAGAUGCUGCUAAAAUGGGUGGCAUAUGGUUUUGCCAAAUACUUCACCAAUCUCUGGUGCUGGUUGGAUUUUGUUAUUGUUGAUGUCUCUCUGAUCAGCCUGGUAGCCAACGCCAUGAACUAUUCAGAUCUGAGCGCCAUCAAAAGUCUCCGAACACUGAGAGCCUUCCGACCGCUCCGAGCUCUCUCACGCUUUGAGGGAAUGAGGGUGGUUGUGAAUGCUCUUCUGGGUGCUAUCCCCUCCAUCAUGAAUGUCCUGCUGGUCUGCCUCAUCUUCUGGCUCAUUUUUAGCAUUGUGGGUGUCAACUUCUUCGCCGGAAAGUUUUCUGAAUGUGUAAACAUCACCUCAGACAAGCGCAUGCCUAUCACAGAUAUCAGUAACAGAACAGAAUGUGAACUAAGGCCCGAAGAACUCCGCUGGAGAAAUGUGAAAAUCAACUUUGACAAUGUAGGAAAUGGAUACCUGGCCCUGCUACAAGUGGCCACUUUUAAAGGGUGGAUGCCCAUUAUGUAUGCAGCUGUAGACUCUCGCAAAGUAGAAGAGCAGCCAGAGUAUGAGGUGAAUUUGUAUAUGUACCUCUAUUUUGUCGUCUUCAUCAUCCUUGGAGCUUUUUUCACAUUAAAUCUCUUCAUUGGGGUCAUCAUUGACAACUUCAAUCAGCAGAAGAAGAAGUUUGGGGGUCAGGAUAUUUUCAUGACAGAAGAGCAGAAGAAAUACUACAAUGCUAUGAAGAAGCUCGGCUCAAAGAAACCCCAAAAACCCAUUCCAAGGCCAAAAAACAAGAUUCAAGGAUUCAUCUUUGACCUCGUAACCAAACAGGCAUUUGACAUUUUCAUUAUGGUCCUUAUAUGGCUCAACAUGGUCACUAUGAUGGUGGAGACAGACGGUAAUUCCCCAGAUAUUCUGUACUGGAUCAAUGUUGCCUUCAUUGUGCUCUUUACCAGCGAAUGUAUGCUAAAGAUGAUCGCGCUACGGCAGUACUUCUUCACUGUCGGCUGGAACGUAUUCGACUUCAUCGUGGUCAUCCUGUCUAUAGUUGGCAUGUUCCUGGCAGAAAUCAUUAAGAAGUACUUUGUCUCACCCACCUUGUUUCGUGUCAUUCGCCUCGCCCGGAUCGGCCGCGUGCUACGUCUUAUCCGAGGCGCCAAGGGAAUACGGACCCUUCUGUUUGCAUUGAUGAUGUCACUUCCUGCCCUUUUCAACAUUGGACUUCUUCUCUUCCUUGUCAUGUUCAUCUAUGCCAUUUUCGGCAUGUCCAACUUCGCCUAUGUCAAAAAAUCGGCCGGCAUUGACGACAUGUUCAACUUUGAGACAUUUGGCAACAGCAUGUUGUGUUUGUUUCAGAUCACCACAUCGGGAGGCUGGGAUGGCCUUCUGGCGCCCAUGUUAAAUAGCGAACCUCCUGAUUGCAACCCCAAUAAAACCUUCCCUGGCAGCAAGGUUAUAGGCGACUGCGGGAACCCAUCCAUCGGGAUUUCCUUCUUUGUCAGUUAUAUCAUCAUAUGCUUCCUGGUCGUGGUGAACAUGUACAUCGCUGUCAUCCUGGAGAACUUCAGCGUGGCCACCGAGGAGAGCGCCGAGCCUUUGAGUGAAGACGACUUUGAUAGGUUUUACGAGGUUUGGGAGAAAUUUGACCCGAACGCCACGCAGUUCAUGGAGUACAACAAGUUAUCGGACUUCGCCAAUUCUCUGGAUCCUCCUCUGCGAAUACCCGAACCCAACCGACUGCAGCUGAUCUCCAUGGAUCUGCCAAUGGUGAGCGGUGAACGCAUCCACUGUCUGGAUAUCUUGUUUGCUUUCACCAAACGAGUUCUUGGGGAAGGUGGCGAGAUGGACGUCCUUCGCGGACAAAUGGAAGAACGAUUCAUGGCCUCCAACCCCUCAAAGUCCUCUUACGAGCCCAUCACCACAACCCUGCGUAGGAAGCAUGAAGAUACGUCUGCUGCAAUCAUCCAGAGAGCCUUCAGGAAGCACUUGGUCCGACAUAGUAUGAAGAAGGUCCAUAACACCAAGCAGCAAAACGGGAAUGUCCCAAGUAAAGAGUCUGUUGACAAUGACAAGUGCAAUGAUAGUGGCACUUCAGAAGAUACUGACACAAUGCCUGCCAUAUCUUCUCCUAGCCUGUCACAGAACACCACCAACAAAUACGAGAAGGACAAACAUGAGAAGGAAGUGGAAGACAAAGGUAACGGGGUUUAGAGUAGCAUUACGAACAAUUGUUUACAACUUUUAUUUCAAGUUAUUUGUCAGGGUCAGGUGACCUUGUCCGUUUGAUGUGGAUGUCUAUGCCAUACUGCCUGAGCAUACUUGAACUUUGUGCCUAUUCUGGAGCUGUGAUUAACAUGAGUUGGGCAGUGAAGCCUUACCUGUUUCACUCAGUGGCGAAAAUGGCGAUGGACCAAAUGUCAUUGUUUUGUGUAAGUGUUGAAUCCGAUGUGUUUUCUUUGUGUGUUGUUCAGCAUAUUUGUGAGUCAGAGCUGCAUCCAGUGUCAUGCAUUUAGAGAUGAAGUGUGUGAUUUUUGUGUCACUUGCGGCACCUGAUCCUUAAAGGCAAAACAACUGCUAAAGCGAUUUCUCUCUCAAUUCAGCAAGGACACCAACAAAUUGAUGAAAAGUGCUCAUAAAGGCUCAAGUUAUAAUGUUAAAAAAAAUUAUAUUGCACAUAAAUUCUUUUGCACUUUUUAUUAAUCAAGGAAUCCUGAAAAACAAUGUAUCAUGGUUUCAGCAAAAAUAUUGAGUGGCACAACUGUUUUCAACAUUAAUAAUAAAUAAUGCUAGUAAAAAACGGCUCCAAAUCUGCAUAUUACAAUGAUUUCUGAUUCAUGUGACACUGAAGACUGACUGAGUAAUGAUGCUGAAAAUUCAGUUUCACAUUAAAGUAAUAAAUAACAUUUUAAAAUAUAUUACAAUAGACUUUAGUUAUUACAAAUUUUGAUCAAAUAAUUGCACUAUUUAAGAUACUAUAAAUAUACUGGGCCCUAUUUUCUAGAAAACAGUUGUACCACCUGCUGUGAAAAACAGGAAAUUGGUUGUGAGUGGUUCAGAGUUGGGAGCAAAAAGUAUCUUUCUUCAUCAAUCACUAGUGAAGGAUAUGGGACUGUGUGUGUUCUUGUGAUGUUAUUGUCGAGACGUCAGGAAUUAUUGCAGUUCCCACUAAAAUUGAACAGGAUUGUCUGGUGCUUCGAUUGCUGCAGAAAUAACACACUUCAUUUUUAAAUGUCAUUUAUACAUCAACAGUGAGGUUGCUUUUUCCAUGUUACUUGAGACAGAGCUGAUGUAUUUUUUUCUUCCAUUGACUGCUGCGCACCACUGUUGCAUUCUGUUGUCAUCAAUAUACGUGUAAUUAUAGUUGCAUGACAGCUCACCUGUAGUCACACAAGUUUCGCACUCAGUAUUUCAGAAUGGCUCAGUGCCUCUCAGGUCUCUCUUCAACAUGCUAGAAAGCCAUUUGCACACGUGCCUUCCCUACUCGAGAGCUUGCAGCAAACUCUUUCCUUAAAACCUCAAGACUUACGUCACAUCUUGAACUGUGAACUGUGUCUAAUUUCAGCCUUCCCUGUAGCUGCCUCACUGAUAUUGCACUUGAAAAUUAAAAAAAGAACAUUUGCUGAAAAUGCAUUUACCCUCAAGCCAUCUGAGAUGUAGAUGAGUUUGUUUUUUCAUUGGUACGGAUUUGGAGAAAU
Messenger RNA from Carassius auratus (goldfish), 7722 nucleotides. RefSeq names its product sodium channel protein type 1 subunit alpha-like. Lineage: Eukaryota; Metazoa; Chordata; Actinopteri; Cypriniformes; Cyprinidae. The transcript has 27 exons. Gene Ontology annotation, molecular function: voltage-gated sodium channel activity. Gene Ontology annotation, biological process: membrane depolarization during action potential; sodium ion transmembrane transport; neuronal action potential. The record is from RefSeq and is a predicted model, not a curated record. Gene Ontology annotation, cellular component: plasma membrane; voltage-gated sodium channel complex. Bases 377 to 6238 code for a protein of 1953 amino acids.